UAAACUAGUUGUAUUUUUGAAUGAGCACGAAGAGAAUGUAUUUUUUGCAGAACUAUCCUGUAUUUAUGGUCUUUUUGCUAAUCCCUUUUUAAAGUUGUUCUUUCUUAUGUUACGAGACUAAACUACACUAUUAAUACAGAUUGAAAAUUACAAAUUUUGAUAAAAAAAAAUUUUGUAUUAAUUUAGUAUUUGGUGUCCAAAUUAUCUUGGUCAAAGAGUUAGCCAAUAAUUAUAUUGCCCCAUAAUUAAAUAGCUUAUAUAAUAAAAUUUUGGAUUAUAUUUCUCUUCAAACAUGAAAAUCUUCCAUAACAUAUUACUCUCUCUGUUUUACAAAGAUAGAUUUUUAGUGUUUUCACACAUAUUAAAGAAACACAUUAAAUCACUAUAAUAAAUUUAUCAUUUUUUGUAAUUUUUAAUUUUACAAUAAUUUUUAACCAAUAGUAAUUCAAUAAAGUCAAUUUAUUUUCUUGAACAUCAUAUUUUUUUUUCAUAGAAAAUACAAAAGACUAUUUUUGUGAAACAAAUUUUUUUUCUAAAACAUCUAGCUUAAUGAAACGGAAUGAAUACAAAAUAGUAAUGGACGUUAAACUGUGGGCCCGUGGCCUAUCUAAUUUUAUUUAUAGCUAUACUCGUUUAUCAUAUAUUACAAGAUAACAAAAAAUAUAACGAAAUGAAGAAAAAGGUUACACAUAUUUUCUGACAAUCUAAUGCUCAGCCGAGCAAUCAACAACGACAUGCAAACUAAAGAAAUCUACGGAAUCUUCCAUGACAUCCAACGGAUCGCCUCUGCGUUCGUCGCUACCAUCGUGAUAAAAAUGUUGAGGUCGAUAUUUUGGCUAAACGAGUCCUAAUGGAUGUUUCUGCAUUAAGCCCAUUAGUAGGGUAAACUUUGGGCCCGAGGCCUUUUUCAAUUUUAAGAAAUAUGUUUGAGCCAAAAAAAGCAAUAGGUUACACAUGUAUGAUUUACAUCACAAUAUAAAUAAUUUAGUUCUUUAACUAAAGGGAAGUUGAUAAUUUGGUAAACUCAAAACAACAAAAUAUUGAAAAUCCAUGGGAAGAGUCAGGGCACGGGAGUUGCACGUGACAAAGGAUUAGUCAACUGGUAAUUAAUAGGUUACUCUGACAGGAAGUUAAUACACGGAAACUCCCUAUGCAUUCUCUCUAAUUAUAGUUUAUCCAAUUUUAAUUAAAUUUUCCCAAUUUUCUUUGCUUCUCUAAUCUCCCAGCCCAAAAUAUUUCAAGCACUCUGUAUCAAUUUGGAAUCCAAACACAUUUCGAUCCCACCAACUCUAAUCUCCACGUUCUUCCUUUCGCCGGAGGAAGAACGUCGGUGAAGACGACGGUGCGAAAGAUCGAUCUAUAGCGUUUUACAUUUGUCCAAGGGUUUUAUAUAAUUAGACCAUAGGAUUAACAUGGGGAAUUGCUUUGAAUCUUGCUCAAAGAAGAAUGAUAAUAAGAGUGAAAACGUUGACUCCUCAGUGAAGUUGAAACCUUUUUCACAAGGUGAUAGUGAUUCUGAAAGAAUCUCGAAUCUUUCGUAUCCAUGGAGUUUAAAACCUCUGAUUACAAGAAAGAGUGAAGCUAGCAGCGCUCUACAUGCACCGAGCAGAGAAGGAGACGUAAUGCAUCCCCAACAUUUGAAGUCCUUUACGUUAGAUGAGCUAAGGAAUGCUACAGGAAACUUCUGUCCAGAGAGUCUCAUUGGAGAAGGAGGGUUCGGGUUUGUUUACAAGGGUUGUAUUAAUGGUGGACCUCGAAUCGACCUCGCUGUUGCUGUUAAGAAGCUUAAAAUUGAAGGGUUUCAGGGCCACAAGGAGUGGCAGAGGGAAGUGAAUUAUCUUGGGAGAUUGCAUCAUCCAAAUCUGGUGAAAUUGAUUGGCUACUCCUUGGAAGACGAGAACCGUCUUCUUAUCUAUGAGUAUAUGCCUAAUGGAAGCUUGGAAAAUCAUUUGUUUGAAAGAGGUUCCAAUGUGCUUUCUUGGUCACUACGUAUGAAAAUCGCGAUUGGUGCUGCUCGAGGACUAUGUUUCUUGCAUGAUGCUAAGGACCAAGUCAUUUACAGAGACUUCAAAGCAUCAAAUAUCCUUCUCGAUUCAGGAUUCAACGCCAAACUCUCAGACUUCGGAUUGGCCAGAGAAGGUCCAAAAGAUGACCGUUCACACGUGACAACUGAAGUCAUUGGUACACAAGGUUACGCAGCUCCAGAGUAUCUAGCUACAGGUCAUCUAACUACGAGAUGCGACGUCUACAGUUUCGGUGUAGUCUUGCUAGAGAUACUCUCAGGACGUAGAGCCAUAGACAAAAGCAGGGCUAGAGAAGAAGAAAACCUAGUGGAAUGGGCGAAACCUUACUUGCGGGACAAGCGAAAAGUUUUUAGGAUAAUGGACACUAAGCUUGUGGGUCAAUACCCUCAGAAAGCAGCUUUCAUGAUGUCUUUCUUGGCCUUACAAUGUAUCGGAGAGGUUAAGGUUAGACCAUCCAUGCCUGAGGUUUUGUCUCUUCUUGAGAAAGUACCGAAUCCAAGACAUAGAAAGAGUAGAAGCAAAGGUUUUGCUACCAACUCUUCUUCUGUCUUUAAAACGGUUUCUCAGACGCACUGAAUAAAAAAUCUUCAAC
Messenger RNA from Brassica napus (rape), 2616 nucleotides. RefSeq names its product probable serine/threonine-protein kinase PBL3. Lineage: Eukaryota; Viridiplantae; Streptophyta; Magnoliopsida; Brassicales; Brassicaceae. The record is from RefSeq and is a predicted model, not a curated record. The coding region runs from base 1413 to 2600 and encodes 395 amino acids. Gene Ontology annotation, molecular function: ATP binding; protein kinase activity. Gene Ontology annotation, biological process: protein phosphorylation. The transcript is spliced from 5 exons.